CAUUUCAAUGCAAAUACUGUAUUACCACUUUUGUAUUACUGCAAACAAACAAAACAAAGCAGAAAACUGAAACAUUUUCCACAGAAAGCAGAAUAAUCUGUCUUAUUUCAAGUGUAUAGUUUAAUUUGUCUGUCUAAAUACAGCAUCUUUCCAUCGACAGCAAUCUAAAUUUUGAAAGUUAACUGUAUCCAAAUGUCUGCAAAUAAUUCUGUAGUUACACAAAGUUUUGCUAGUGGUUAACAUUGACUGAGACAGGUAUCCAUGAAUUUCGGAAGAAGUGAUCAUUGAAUGCAUUUUGUAUCUAAGUAAUGCAAAAGCAUCCACAAUUUAGUUCACGUAGUCUACUCAUAUAGUGAAUGUGUUAAGUGUUUUGAAAAAGUGUACAUGGUAUUGAGACCAGUGUGAAAAUGAUUGGAAAAAACUACAAGAAAUCAUCUUUUUAUUGUGUGUAUGCACAUUUUUCACUUGACCAUUAUAAAGUAAACAUGAGGAAUGCUAGCAUUUUAGCUAAAUUACAUCAUACUGAGCUGCUAAAUGAAUCAGUGUGUGAUGUACACACAAGAUAAUUACCAUACAGGGAUGUCUUUUCAUUUUGAAGUUUGUUAAUUUGUCAGUUUGGGGAACCAUGUUGGAAUUCCAACUGGUGAUUACAGCAUCCAGGAAUAUGUACUGUCUAGUGUCUACAUAGUUGCCAGAAUGUAGGGCCAGCAAAAAGUACCCUACUGGAGCUGUAGCUGCACUUCAUCAUACAUACAAAAUAAAAUAACUUUGUAAUGUGUCUGCUGCCAUGAGGACAAAUCUUUCCGAGGGGGUCCAACUAGCGCCUCUGCUGGAGACACCAGGAAAGACACUCUAAGGAGAAGUUUCUCUGGGUCACUUUCAGAAUGUCUCUCAGUCCCAGAGGAAAUGACUCUACCUGAGGUUACCGAAUUUUAGCCCUACAACAUUUCAUGUUAGUCCUUUAAAAUAAUAACCACACUUACAGCAACGUUUUGUCAGCUUUGUCAUUGACCGGGUCAUUACGGUUGUUUGAAAUGGAUUCACAGGUCAGGUUGUGUCUUCUGCUUUACUUUUGUCUUGCUAAAGAGUCUUGUGUUCUUUGCUAAAUGUACAGAUAUAAAUGUGUUGGAAACUCUUAACAGAAUGAGAAAAUAUCCUUAGCUCCCUGGAACACUUGGUCCAUGUGCAAUGUAUUUAUAGCCCGUCCCGGAGUGGCUAUAAAUACAGCUGUGUGUUGCCGCACUGUACUACAACGGCUGAAGUUUGAAAUGGGAUUGUGUUCCUUGUUGUCAAAGACCACCAGUAUGUCGGAGUUUUUUAAAGUCGUUUUUGUAGGUUUUUUUAUCUGAUGAAAUCAUGAGGGACUAUGAAGAAAUCAUUGCAUUUCUAGGAGAAUGGGGACCUUUUCAGAAACUUAUUUAUGCUCUUCUCAGUCUCAGUGCUAUUCCCAAUGGAUAUGUGGGAAUGGCAAUGGUUUUCCUGGCGGACAUUCCUCCUCACCACUGCAGGCUUCCAUUCCUGAACAGUAGCUAUGGAGGACUGGGCUACAAUCUGUCCAUCCCGACUGAGGAAGUGAAAGGAGAGAUCAUCCUGAGUCGCUGCAGACGCUACACUGAACAGGGGGACUCUGAUGCUGUCUUUAGGAAUGACACAGAGGGCUGUCUGGAUGGCUGGGUGUUCAGCAAUGAGAGAUACGUGUCCACCAUUGUAACUGAGUGGAAUCUGGUGUGUGAUGACGCUUGGAAAGCUCCCUUUACCCUAACUGUGUUUUUCCUUGGAGUACUGGCAGGAUCAUUUUGUUCAGGCAUCAUAUCAGACAGGUAUGGCAGGAAGCUCACCUUCUUCAUCGCCAUGGUGAUGCAGACUGUCUUUAGUGUGGUCCAGGCCACCUCCAACAGCUACCAAAUGUUCUGUGUGCUUUACUUUGUGGCCGGGAUGGCGUAUGUUUCCAAUUACUGUGCAGCAUUUGUGCUUGGUUCAGAGCUCCUCAGUAAGUCCGCCCGCAUGAGCUUUGGAAUUCUGGGAAUCUGUUCCUGCUUCGCCAUUGGCUACGCCAUUCUGCCACUCUUUGCAUACUUCAUCCGGAGCUGGAGGACCCUGCAGUUAGCACUGUCUCUCCUGGGAUUUCUUUAUAUUCCCCUGUGGUGGUAUGUACCAGAGUCUCCUCGCUGGCUCAUCACACAGGGCCGGUUUCUGGAGGCUGAGGCCAUCAUUCGAGCUGCAGCCAUAAAGAAUGGCAUCACUCCUCCAGACGACAUCUUUCAGCUGGAGCACAGCGCUGAGGAAAAGGCAACUGAGAAUGACACAGGUGGUCAGAAUAAGUACACAUGGUUGGACCUCCUAAAAACAGAAAAUAUACGGAACAUCACAAUUCUGAACAUCAUUAUUUGGAUCACACUAACCAUGACUUAUUAUGGAUUGUCCUUUAACACCCCCAAUCUGGACGGAGAUCCUUACCUGUAUUGCCUUUUUGCUGCCUGCACUGAGUUCGUUGCCUACAUCUUCAUCUGGUUCACCACCCGCUACGCUCCUCGGCGCUUCACGCUGCCAUUCACUCUUCUUCUUGGAGGGACCGUGUUGUUGCUCAUCACGUUUGUUCCGGAAGAGCUCAAUGCCUUGACUGUCGCCCUGGCGAUGACAGGAAAACUGGUUGUAACUGGGGCCUAUGCUUUUGUCUAUUUCUACACCAUGGAGCUCUUCCCCACUGUCGUGCGGAACAUGGGACUGGGUGUCACCUCAAUGGCUGCCCGGAUUGGCAGCACAGUCUCCCCAUAUUUAGCUUAUAUUGGGACAUAUCAUAAAACAGCACCCUAUAUUCUAAUGGGUAGCAUCUCCUUAGUAUCUGGUGUGUUAAGUCUGUUGUUACCAGAAACUAAAGACGAGGAACUUCCAGAACUACUCAGCCAAGUUAAACCACCCAGAUGCUUUUGCCAGAAGGAAAGAAGAAGCCAGCAGAUAAGAACAGCUGACACGCAAAUGCACAUAUGAGGAAUGGAAUAGAUAUGGCACUUGACUUAAUGCUGAAUCAAAGAAUUUUGACCUUUAAUUUUCUUCUUACUAUUAAACAUCUGUGGAUGCAA
This is a messenger RNA of Clupea harengus (Atlantic herring), 3080 nucleotides long. RefSeq names its product organic cation/carnitine transporter 2-like. Gene Ontology annotation, cellular component: membrane. The record is from RefSeq and is a predicted model, not a curated record. Gene Ontology annotation, biological process: transmembrane transport. Gene Ontology annotation, molecular function: transmembrane transporter activity. NCBI's taxonomy places the organism in Eukaryota, Metazoa, Chordata, Actinopteri, Clupeiformes, Clupeidae.